Messenger RNA from Aspergillus tanneri, 597 nucleotides. RefSeq lists its product as uncharacterized. Bases 1 to 597 code for a protein of 198 amino acids. Lineage: Eukaryota; Fungi; Ascomycota; Eurotiomycetes; Eurotiales; Aspergillaceae. The record is from RefSeq and is a predicted model, not a curated record. The transcript has 12 exons.
AUGCAGAGAAUGCAGCUUUCGCGUGAAGACUUUGACAAUCCAGAGGUCGCUGGGGCGGUGAACCCCCACCCGACUACGGUUACUUCCACGGUCCCAUCCCGAACCCAAACCCCACUUGGCGCCCACACCCGGACCCCCGCACACCUAUGCCCCAACUCCUGGUUCAAGACUGUCAGAUGCGACAUCGCAGUCAAUGGCAACCAAAUGUGUGGCCAGCCCCUUCGCCGCCACAUCCGGAACGCCCAUCCCGGUGCCACUCUUAAUCCCUUCCGCACCAACAUUCCCCAGGCUGAGCGCAUUGCGGGUGAAAACGCUUUAAAGCGAUGGAUCCUUAGCAGAGGAUGGAGAACUGCCCGUUACGUGAAGGAGCCUGGUGAGGGUCCUAUGUACGCCAGGAAGAUGACGACUUUGCUUAGCAGUUUGGGACUGAGUUCCAUCGUCCUAGGCUGGCGCAAAUCUCCCCACUACCCUCUGAGCCACCUACCCCACCGUCUGCCCCAAGCGCAAGCGUGCUCCACCGAAGAAGGGUCACAAGGCCGGAAGCAGCCGGCGCGCGCCAAGAAGGAUGCUGCCGAGUCGGUGCCGGAGACUGCGUAG